AAGAGGAAGAGAGAGCAGAGAGAGGAGAGCAAAACUGAGGUUGCUGACACUGUGAGAGAAUAUUUAAUUUCUCACCACUUAUCAUAUGGAAUAAAAACCUUGUUAAAGUGGGAUUUUCUUCAACCUGAAUUCAACUGUAAAACAGAUUUAAUCUCAGACUGAUUCUUCUGACGGGACUAGUUUUAUUAGGAUCCUACUAGUUGUCAUAAUACCAGUCUGUCUCUGAGAUGGGGUCCAGAACUCUUCUACUUGUUCUGGGUCUUCAUUUCACUCUUCUGGGGAACCUAGAGGCCAUAGAUUGCGGCCUGGGCUUCACAGCCAAAGGGAGAAAACAAUGUGAUGAUAUAGAUGAGUGUAAAGAGAAGGACAGUAAACCACCCUGUGGAAGUAAAGCCACGUGUUACAACACA
Oncorhynchus tshawytscha (Chinook salmon) is the source of this 410-nucleotide messenger RNA. RefSeq names its product adhesion G protein-coupled receptor E2-like. The record is from RefSeq and is a predicted model, not a curated record. Gene Ontology annotation, molecular function: calcium ion binding. NCBI's taxonomy places the organism in Eukaryota, Metazoa, Chordata, Actinopteri, Salmoniformes, Salmonidae.